Messenger RNA from Huiozyma naganishii CBS 8797, 1488 nucleotides. RefSeq names its product arginyltransferase (gene ATE1). Gene Ontology annotation, biological process: protein arginylation. Gene Ontology annotation, molecular function: arginyl-tRNA--protein transferase activity. The transcript has a single exon. The record is from RefSeq and is a predicted model, not a curated record. The coding region runs from base 1 to 1488 and encodes 495 amino acids. Lineage: Eukaryota; Fungi; Ascomycota; Saccharomycetes; Saccharomycetales; Saccharomycetaceae. Gene Ontology annotation, cellular component: cytoplasm.
AUGAAUUUGUCUGAGCGGUUGAUCGUGACGCAGCCUUGGUACUUUAGCGAUGAGGCGCAGAAGUGCGGGUACUGCAAGGGCGGGAAAUCUUUAGACUCUGGGAGUUACCAACCGUUGCAAUCGUGGGAGGCCGAUGACCCUCAACGUCCGAACAGCAGCACUGUCGGGUUCCAAUGUGAACUGAUGAGCGUGGAGACGUAUGAUAUGCUUUGCAAUUCCGGAUUCAGGCGGUCCGGGAAGUUUAUUUACAAAUUAGACCCGCUGCGCAGCUGUUGCAGAACUUUCAGCAUUAGGACGACUCCUGACCAGGUGAAAGUGACGAAAGACUUGAAAUCGUGUGUUAAGAGGUUCUGCAAAACAGUAGAACCGAUCAUAUCUGGCAGUGAUUCGAACGGCAAGCAGUUUGACUAUGUCGAGAAACUCCUAGGUGUCACCCAAAAUAGUGCUUCACGUUUCAAAACAGUGUUUACACCACCUGUAUACACGGAAGAAAAAUACGCCCUUUUUGCUAAAUACCAAGAGUUUGUGCAUAAAGACUACGAUCAUAACAGACGCUCCUUCGAAAGGUUCCUGUGUCAUUCACCGUUCUCUGCGGAAGUAGAGAUGGGGACCCUUGAAGAAUGGGAGCAACUGAACAAUUGGUGGAAAUUGUCACCUAAUGAGGCCCUCGAACGAAUAGGGCCUUCGCAUGAAUGCUAUUACCUGGACGGGAAGCUAAUAGCAUUGGCAGUGACGGAUUUUUUGCCUAGUGGAGUGUCAUCCGUGUAUUUCAUCUGGGAUCCGUGUUUUAAAAAACUGUCACUCGGUAAAUUAAGUGCUUUGAGGGAACUGACCAUUGUAUCGCGUACAAACAAAAAAUAUUACUACCUUGGGUACUACAUCGAGGACUGUGACAAAAUGAACUAUAAAGCUCAGUAUGGGGGUGAGUUGCUUGACAUAGUGAUGGGUGGGUACGUUCCGCUGAAAUAUUUGCAUGAAACUGGAGACAUAGAUAGAGGCCACUUUUUUGUCGCUAGUGAUAAAGCAAGACCAGACUACCAAGAAUUCCCCAUAAACGAGCAGUUCACCAAAGCCCGCCCUACUUUGGCUGUUCCCAACUGUAACAUGGCAGAGCUGCUUUACGGUAAACCGGAUGGGCAAGCACUUAAACAGGACAUAAGCGGGUAUAUCAGCACUUUAAACCAGUACAACAUUGACUUUGUGCUCGAUGACGGAUUCCAAUUCAAAGGUAGAAAUGAGGAUGGGAAGUCGAGCGAUCUUCCGAAUAUUAUGCCUGGUCUGGUCUCGCUGUGGGAACUGCUCAAGAUUAUUGAAUCCGGACAAAUCAAUGAACUCAAUGGGAAGUUGAUGGUUUACGAUCUAGGAUUGAAUAGAAUUAGACCGGUAUUGAACGUCAUGGCCGAAGACCGAGAGUACUUGAGAGCUAUUGUCAAUUUGGUAAGGUUGAUUGGGCUUGAAAUGACCAAAAAGGCAAUGUUAAUUGCAUAG